Molecule: messenger RNA, 3686 nt
Organism: Amyelois transitella
Lineage: Eukaryota; Metazoa; Arthropoda; Insecta; Lepidoptera; Pyralidae
Exons: 2
Coding region: 502-3093 (863 amino acids)
Source: RefSeq, a predicted model, not a curated record
AUGUCUGGUAUAUGAAAUAAACGAUUUUUAAUCAUGUCACUCAUUUUUACCUUGAUCACAUUUCUUUGUUGUCAAGAAAAUUACGUUUUCUCUCCUUAACAUCAGUCCCUAGCCAUGUCACAUCUCCAAAAUAAUGUUUUCGUGUGUCUGUUUUGAAUAUACUAGGCGAUAAUUUAACUUUAUUUAACUUAAAACACAUUAAAAAUUACUCCAUCUUAUAAACGGAAAAAUUUAAUGUGCAAUGUAAAUUAUUUUUCAUGAUUUUUGUGAAGCUAAGUAGUGUCAUCGGUAAUUAUAGUCAGGCCCUAGCCACUUAGUAAAUUUAAAAAUACGCGGCAAUUGAGUGAAACGAGCAUUUUAAAACCGAUGCGUUCAAAAGUCACCACGCGAAGUUAGCCACACGCUUGGGCCGGCCCGCGUCGGCCAUCUUGGCGUCAGUGCUGUCGGCUUCCCCGCUGAGCAAACACGUGCUGUGCCAGUCAAUCUGUCAGUUCCUAGAAUAUGCCACCUAAAAAGAAAAUACCGCUGUCUAAAGAAGAAAAAGCAAAAAAAAAGUCAGAACAAGCAAAAAAACGUUUAGAAAAAAUAAAAAAUGAUCCAGUUUCAUUAGCGGAGUAUAAAGAGAAAGAAAGAUUAAAAUACCUCAGAAAAAAGGAAAAAGGACAGAGAAAAUGCGUUAAGGAUAUGACUCCUCGUGAACAUAGAAAAGUGAAAAAAAACUGGAUCACUUACUCAGCAGCUUACAGACAAAAUAAGAAAGUUGUUAAACAUGCUGAUAAAUAUAUUGACGAAAAUACGCCACCAACAUCUGAUGGAGAAAAUGGUCUUCAGGUACCACAACAAAGAAAUCUCGAACAACAAGUAGAUGAUAUAAAUGUUCCAUGUAUUGCUGAUAGAAGACAAGCUGAAGCUAAAAGAAGAAGUAUUUUACAACGGAAGAUAAGAAAUAAGCAACUACGGAAGAAGAACCAAGUUAUUGCUGAGUUAAAAAAAAAAAUUGCUAGCCAAAGACAGAAAUACAAACGAUUGAAAUGCCAUAUUAAAAAAUCAAAGAAAGCACUUACACCCAGAAGCAAAAUUAACGAACUGGCGAAUGAUCCUAAUCAAAAGGCAGAAUUGGUCAAAAAAGCACUAUUUGGUGAAGUAAUUCAGACGCAAAUCCUAGAAAAAAAACAGGAAACAAAAACAUACAAGGAGAAAAACAGAUUAAAAAUGGCUUUGUCUGGUUCUAUAGUAAAGAAGUAUAAAAUAUGGAGGUUGGGAGGCAAAGCUGUGACUUACAAGAAUAUGGGAUUUAAUCGCACAAAGUCGACUAAGAAAAACAGCAAGAACAAAAUGAUAGCGAUAAUUCGUCAGUUUUACGAAGAUGAUAGCAAUAGCCGAUGUGCAGCAGGGAAGAAAGAGUGCAUAACUCGCAAUGGUAUUAAAAAACAAAAACGAUUUUUGUUGGAUUCCUUGAAGAAUCUACACCAGAAAUUCCUGUCUACUAAUUCAAUGACGAUUGGGUACUCCUUGUUCUGCCAGCUACGUCCAUUUUGGGUCGUCGAGCCUAAACUUACCGAUCGUGACACAUGUGCUUGCGUCACACAUGAAAACGUUGACCUGAAACUGGUUGCAUUAAAAUACGCAAACAUCUUAAAUUUUGCAACUCAUCAAAGUGCUCUUCAGACGGUUUGCUGUGAUCGGUACUCUGAAAAAUGUUUAUCGAGAACUUGUGACAGAUGUUCAAUGAAAAAUUUACCCUAUAACGAAUUCGACAACAGCGAUGAAAUUUUAGUCAAGCAAUGGAGGAACAGUAAAGAAUUAAUCAAGGACAUAACAACUAAAAAGGAGAGAUAUGUAAUGAAGUAUAAAAAAGAGACUCAAAAACUGAAACCUUAUGAUUUAAUUGGACAACUUGAAGAGACUGAUCUACCUAAACUAUUCCAACAUGAAAUGAACAUUGUGCACCAAUACAAUACUGUUAAAUCUCUCAAAGAGUCACUUACAGAAAAAGAUGCCAUAAUCCACAUGGAUUUCUCGGAAAAUUACACGACUAAAUGCAACCAGGAAAUUCAAUCGUACCAUUUUGGCGGAUCCCGUACGCAAAUUUCGCUACAUACUGUGGUAGUCUACUCGAAAGAUAUGACAACUUCGCAUUGCACUGUUUCAUUAAAUUUAGCUCAUGGUACUGGAGCUAUUUGGGCACAUUUAGAACCAGUGCUCGCAACAUUACCGUCGACUGUAGAAAAUCUGCAUUUCUUGAGUGAUGGGCCUGUAACCCAAUACAGGAACAAAACCAUGUUUUAUAUUUUGGGGUGUAGGAUCCAAGAUUUUUAUCCGCUUGCUAUAAGCUAUUCGUGGAAUUUUCACGAAGCAGGCCACGGAAAAGGAGCCCCAGACGGAGUUGGAGCGACGUGUAAGCGUAGUGCAGACAAACACAUAGCACAACAUGGUGACAUAACCAACUUACAUGACUUUGUUGUGGCACUCCGCGAAAAAUGUCCGGGAAUAAAGGUUUCUAUUAUUGAAGAUGUCAAUAUAGAUAGAGUGAAUAAAAUGAUCAAGGAGAAUGAGGAUAAGCAGAAAGCUUUUAAAGGUACGCUUUUGGUACACCAAGUCCGAGGCAAUGUUUAUAUGCCGAAUAGAAUAUUUAUGAAAGCACUAAGUUGUUUCUGUGAUGAUGACGGCUGUGAACAUUUUAAAUUAGGAACUUUAGAAUACCAGACAAACAUUAAUCGACUGCAAGUGUCUACGGUGUACUCAGAUUCCGAAGAUGAUGUGCCAUUAGCAAGCACGAGUCGUGAUUGGCAAGAAAUAUCGAAGACAAACUAUGGCAGUGGAGAUUAUGUUUUGAUCAAGUUAACUAUGCGAAAAAAAGAAUACCGGUAUGCUGCGAUUUGCUCGAAAUAUGAUGAAGUGGAUGGUGAGUUGACAGUUGCAUUUCUAAAAGUUAGCAACGACCAUGGGACUGAAUUUAAACUUAAUGACAAUGAUAUCGCUGACGUACCUUAUGAAGAUGUGAUAGAAAAACUGCCAGUUCCUAAAUUAGUGAAUAAAAGAAACACAACAAUCUAUAGAUUUAACAAGCCAGUUAAUGUAUUUGAGAAGUAAGACUACGUAUUUUAUGAUAAAAUUAUAAGACUGCAAAUUUGUGUUCUUAAAGUACAAUUAUAAUUAAGAAGAAACUAUUUUUGUUCAUUGUUAUAUUACAUAAUGUUAUGUUUUAUAAUUAUAUAUUAUGUAAAAGUACAAAAUAUGUUUAGUUGUGUGAUCUCAAGUAAGUAAUGAAAAGUAUUACUAGUUCUGUUAUUCUUGUUGGUAAGAGAGUAGUAUCCAAGAUACUUAUCUAAAGUUAGUUUUGUCUUUAAUUUGAUUAGAUUUUGCUAUAAAUGUGUCAAUUAGUAAUAUAAUAGCAAGAAUUACUAAAUAAAUAUUGAUUAUGUACGAUGAAAAUGUAAUUUUAUUUAUACUAACAAUGAAGGGCAUCAGUCCCUAGCACAGCCAGUCAGUCCCUAGAAAACCGAUAUCAAAAAAACUCAAUUUUCUCUAUAAAUACUAAGUAAAGUGACCGGCCUGUCUGGAUACAAAAUUUAAACUAUUAAAAAAACCAUAUUUACUAAAAAGUUAUUAAAUUAGUAUAAAAUAACACUGAUGGAAAAAAAAAUUAGAAAUUUACCCAACUUUUAUGGAAUCACCCAUAUAUA